This is a messenger RNA of Fusarium venenatum, 972 nucleotides long. RefSeq names its product mitochondrial carrier domain-containing protein. Gene Ontology annotation, cellular component: mitochondrial inner membrane. The record is from RefSeq and is a predicted model, not a curated record. Gene Ontology annotation, molecular function: thiamine transmembrane transporter activity. NCBI's taxonomy places the organism in Eukaryota, Fungi, Ascomycota, Sordariomycetes, Hypocreales, Nectriaceae. Gene Ontology annotation, biological process: thiamine pyrophosphate transmembrane transport.
AUGUCACAUAAAGAAGGGCACCUCAAGGAUGAGGGCUCCAAAGUCCAAGUAGUUGCUGCCGGUGGAAUUGCAGGGCUCGUCUCACGAUUCGUCGUCGCUCCCCUCGAUGUCAUCAAAAUCCGUCUUCAGCUCCAACCUCACUCCCUUCCCGACCCGGUAGCAGCUCUACGCAAUGGUCCAGCGUAUCGAGGGGCAUUCGCGACCCUAAAACACAUCCUCAAGCACGAAGGCUUGACAGGUUUAUGGAAGGGCAACGUCCCGGCAGAGCUUCUAUAUGUUUGCUAUGGUGCUGCGCAAUUCACGGCCUACAGAUCGACGACUGUUUUCCUCCGGACAGCUUUCCCUUCGAGAUUACCCGAUGCUGCGGAAAGUUUUAUCGCCGGUGCGGCUUCGGGUGCCGCAGCUACGUCUGUUACAUAUCCUCUUGACUUAUUAAGAACACGAUUCGCUGCUCAGGGGCAGCACCGCGUAUACCACUCACUUCGUAGCGCAAUCUGGGACAUUAAACGCGAUGAAGGAUGGCGAGGGUUCUUCAGAGGCAUUGGACCCGGCCUAGCCCAGAUUAUGCCCUUUAUGGGUAUCUUUUUCGUCACAUACGAGUCCCUCAGAUCGACCUUGGAAGGAUUGCACAUGCCGUGGGGCAGUGGCGAUGCUACAGCUGGCAUGUGUGCUAGUGUCAUCUCCAAGACAGCCGUAUUCCCUCUUGACCUUGUUCGAAAGCGCAUUCAAGUCCAGGGACCAGCACGCAGCCAAUAUGUCUACGAAAACAUCCCCGAAUAUUCCACCGCCCGAGGUGCACUAAAAACAAUUCUACACACAGAGGGUUUUCGCGGCCUGUAUAAGGGUUUGACUAUCAGCCUACUCAAAUCAGCGCCGGCGAGCGCUAUUACUCUCUGGACUUACGAACAGAGCUUGAAAGUGAUGCUUGACUGGGAUUCAAGCAGUAAGGAAACCAUCCCCAAUGAGUUAUAG